This is a messenger RNA of Thermothielavioides terrestris NRRL 8126, 1505 nucleotides long. RefSeq lists its product as uncharacterized. NCBI's taxonomy places the organism in Eukaryota, Fungi, Ascomycota, Sordariomycetes, Sordariales, Chaetomiaceae. The record is from RefSeq and is a predicted model, not a curated record. The transcript has a single exon. The coding region runs from base 106 to 1392 and encodes 428 amino acids.
CAACUCCUUCUCGCCAGCCGAACUGAACUCGCUCAUAGAUUUCGUGUCAGGCGAUCGAUUUCUUUGCUAUACGCGACCCCGAGGUUUCAAGCAGGAGCUGCGACCAUGGGUUUAGUCGACUAUUCCGAUUCCGAGUCGGAACCCGAAUCCGUGCAGCCGGGGCCGGUCCCCGCCGCCGCCGCCGCAGCGGCAAAGAAACCCUUCCAGAAACUCCUCGACCGGUCCUCGGGCUCGGGCAAGAUCGUCGUCAGCCUCCCGGCACCAAGCGCAGCCGACGAGACCGGCGCUGAGGAUACCGAACAGCCUCCAGCGAAACGAGCAAAGACCUCGGGCGGGAGCAGGUUCAGCAACCUCGGCUCAUUUCUGCCGCCACCAAAGAAGAAGGGGACGGGGGCGCCAGCAGCGUCAGCAGCGUCGGGGAGGAGCCCCGGUGCAGCGCCUGCUCCCGGAUUCCAUUUACGUACCGCCGCGGAGCCUGCAUUUGCGAGAGGAGAUGGCGUCUCCGGCGCCGCAGAGGCUGCUGAUGACGACACAACCAGCUCUGGCGCAGACCACGGCCGCGCAGGCCCAUCAAUCCCCGAGGGCCAAAAGCCGGAAGAGGAGGUGAAGCUGGUCGGCAAGCCGCUCAUGUUCAAGCCGCUAUCGGUCGCGAGAAAGAAGGCACCCGCAAAACCCAAAAAGAAAGAGGCUGCCCCCGUCGCAGCCGCCGCAGCCCCAGCCCAAGCGGGCCCGCCGUCGGGGACGUCACCCAUGACACCGAGCUCCGAGCCGACUCAGACGAAAAAGAUCUCCCUCUUUUCCAUCGAUGAUGACGACGAGCUCGCCAGCAGCGCCCCGCCCGCCGAAACAGGCGCCUACGAACCCCUCUUCACCUCGACCGCUGCCGAUCCUCUCUCCCCCCAGCAGCAGCUACAAGACGGAGAAGAAAGCGCCGUAACAUCGGCCUACCCAACAACCUCCUCCUACCAAGCCGAACCGGCCACCACCACCACCACCACCAACAACAACGAUAACAAUAAUACCCCGCAAAGCAGUAGUAGUAGCAGCAAUAUCCCACCCAGCCUCAGCACGCUGUCAGACUCGCUCUCCCCCGCGGCGCGGCGCGAGCUCUUCGGCCGCGCCGCCGGCGGCUCGUCCGCGUCCGCGCUGCCGCCCAACGCCAAGGUAGUCAGCUUCGACAUGGCGCGCGAGUACGCGCACAACGAGACGCUGCGGGCGUCCGCGGCCGCCGCGCAGCAGGCGUUCAACCCGGUGCGCGCGAUCGCGCCGGGCAAGCACAGCCUGCGGCAGGUGGUCGCCAUGGCGCAGAGCAACCAGAGCGCGCUGGAGGAGAGCUUCGCGCGCGCCAGGAGCAACCAGCGGGAUGCGGCCGGGCGGUAUGGGUGGAAGUGAGGGAGCGAGUGAGAGUGAGAAUGAGUGCGCGGGGGACAUUUGGGCUGGGUUGGGUUUUGGUGAUGCUUGGCUACCUUGGCAGGAAACAGCGGAUGAGUUUGUAUCGCUUGCAC